AUCAUUCAUCUCUUAGAUUGGCUCAGACUAUAAGCUUUAUCUUCAUUUGGCAAUAGAUUCCUCGAGCCAUCGUCUGUGGUUAUUGUUCUAAAUAUUCUCUUGGCAAUAUUUCAGUUUGAAUUAAGGCUUCGUCUUCAAAUUUACUAUUAACACGAGAGGGAGCACGGUCAUCAUGGGAAUUUCGGUGAAGCUUUCCUGUAUCUUUUGUCUGAUGUGCCUUUGCUCUUCUUUGGUUAAGGAAACACAGGCAAAUGUUUUCAUAUCAAAGGCCGCCCUUUACCUGAGCGAUGCAUGUACAUUGUUCGCCGAGGAAGUCGCGGACGAAGGAGGGAAGUGCGAUCCCGACGUCUACGAGGAGGUCAUUGACGAAGUCGACGAGAUCGAGGUACCUGGUGCAAACCACGACAUGAUCGAGAAAUACCUGAUCGAGGCCAACAAACCGGGCAAGAUGUGCUUUUCUCCUGAUGGAACUACAGUGAUUCGUCUACGGGAUGGAUGUGCUACGAUGGAUGCCGUGUGUAACGGGAAAGAAAACGUCAUGGACUGCGAUCAAAUGGCCACAGUGACCAAUGAGACACCUAGCACGACAGCCAAGACAACUACUCGGUCCAGGAGAAUUGACUGAAGAUUUCUAGAGAAGUCUGAACCCGCCUUGGAAUAGAAUCCCACGACUCUCGCUCAAAAUGCUGCACACUCCGAUUUGCUUCCAUAUAUUGUAAUUAGGCCUAAAUUAAUUUGAUUAAUUUGAUUUGAUUUAUUUCAUUCUCAUUACAUUUAAAAAAGCCUAUACUAUAUUAUUUGAUUAGACUUUAUGUGAAUUAAUUUGAAUUAAAUUAUAUUUUGUCCGAUUAGAUUUGUUUUUAAUAGUCUUAAUGGAUUAUGAUUUGUUUGACAUUGUAUAAUUUGUUUGACAUUAUAUAAUUUGUUUUAUUUUGGUUGAAAAUUAUAGUUUGUGAUUUAUUUUUCAUUUGAUUUAUUUUUCCCCAUUUUAAUCGUUAAGCAAUUUCAUUUUUCCAUUCCUUUCCACAGUAAGAAAUUUGCUUAGCCGAGUUAGAUAUGAGUAAUAAUUUCCCGAACAUUUGUGCACCAAAAUAAUUCCAAUGAUUUAAAUCUACGACUAAGUUACCUAGCUUAUUAUAAACCGCCAUGAACACAUAUUUGGAAAACAAAACCACAUGUUGUUUCCAAUAUGAAAAACCGUUAUUUCUUUUUUUUUUUUUCUGUAUAGUUUGGUACUAUUUUCCUUUCCGUAGAUGUAUAUAUUUGGUUUGUAUUUGUGUUUGUAAAUUUUGAUCCUAUAGUGUUUAGAAUUGAAUAAAAUAUUAAAUACCUUCAGUAUUCAAUAC
Molecule: messenger RNA, 1346 nt
Organism: Lytechinus pictus (painted urchin)
Lineage: Eukaryota; Metazoa; Echinodermata; Echinoidea; Temnopleuroida; Toxopneustidae
Exons: 4
Coding region: 173-625 (150 amino acids)
Source: RefSeq, a predicted model, not a curated record